Messenger RNA from Penaeus vannamei (Pacific white shrimp), 2084 nucleotides. RefSeq names its product SET and MYND domain-containing protein 4. Lineage: Eukaryota; Metazoa; Arthropoda; Malacostraca; Decapoda; Penaeidae. Gene Ontology annotation, cellular component: nucleus; cytoplasm. The record is from RefSeq and is a predicted model, not a curated record. Gene Ontology annotation, molecular function: histone deacetylase binding.
GGAAGAGAGGCAGUCAGUACGAGGGUUGUGCUGCUCGGGUUUACAUCGGACGCCCCCGCCAAGGCUGGUUUGAGGCCAUGAAGGAAAAACCUGCUGCCAUGGAUUCCUAUCCGAACAUCAAUUCGUUAAUUUCGGAUUUCGUGGCCCAGUUGAAAACCUCAGGGAGGAGUCGAGAGGUUUUCGAACACGUGGGUCCGAACCACACCGAAGAGGAAAUGUUCUCUUACCUGUGGGGUCUUCAGGAGGCUCACCAGGCCCUUACGCCCACGCUCGUAUCUGCAGGAAAAUCCGAAAAGAUCGCCGAGUCCUUUCUGGAGGGCGGGGAGGAGGAACUCGACCGCGGAGACCUGAAGGAGGCGCUGAAAUCCUGCAGUAUGGCCAUUCUCUUUGCGCCCCAUCCAUUGUCGCUUGGCGGAAGGGACGCGGAGCUAGAGAACGGGAGAGAUCGUAACAAUAAUUUGGAUAUCCUGAUCACAGACGAGGAAGAGGAAGACAGAUCAAGAGCGUAUCGGAACUUCGAACUCUUGGCUCGUGGCUACGGUGGUCGAUCCGAGGUUCUGUUCGAGGCAGGACACUAUCGCCAGUGCAUCAUCGACAUCGACGCUGCCCUGAAUCACACCUCUGACGAAUCGCGCCGAGAGAGACUACACGAGCGGAGGGCCAAAUGUCACGCUAGAUUAAGGGAUGAAGAAGAAAAUGGAAAAAUAUCUACAAACGACAAAUAUGAGAAACUUUCUGACACCCUGUGUUCCGAGACGCCAGUGUUGCCAGAUCCCCAUCCAACCAUACCUGCGUUCAGUAAGGAUGUCAGAGUAGCUUUCGCUCCCUCGCAGGGAAGAUACCUGGUAGCAGAGAGAGACAUCAGUCCAGGUGAGACGGUGUGUGUCGAGAGGAAUUACUGCAGCGCUUUGUAUGCACGGAAUCUCCUCACACACUGCUGCGUCUGCUUGUCUCGCUCUCUCGCCCCUCUGCCGUGCCCCUUCUGCUCUGGUGUGAUAUUUUGCAGUGAAGCGUGUCGGGCAGAAGGUCUCGCUGGCUGCCACUGGCAAGAAUGCAAUAUCCUGCCAACACUCGUCAACCUCGCCAUGGGGCCAAACUCCUUCCUGGCUUAUAGGAUAAUAACGGCCACCUCCUAUGACACCCUGAAGGGCCUGCUGUUCGUGCUGAAAGGCGAAGAGAGCUCCAAACCCCCCGAGGCGAUUGGCUUUGACGAAGGUGGUAUGUACUCCUCCUCGUCGUACCGGCCUGUGUACCACCUCGUGACCAACAGGAAGGAACGGCCGCCAACGGACCUGCUGAGAAGAUGCAUCCAGGCCUUCGUCAUUACCAAGUUGCUAGUGCAGAGCGGUCGGUAUUUUGUGAAUGAUUGCGGGGCUGCGUUUGAUCCUACACGCGAGGAAAUUAUGUUGCUGGGUUCCACUCUGGUUCACCAUCUGAUGAGUCUUAUGUGCAACGCGUACGCCGUCGGUGAGUUACAGAUGAACGUCACUGACUACAGGCAGUGCAAAAUGGAACCAGUGGGAGGCGGAGUCUUCGUCGCCUCGAGCCUUCUCAACCACUCGUGCAACCCGUCAGUUGCAGCCUUCAGCUACGGCAGGACGCAAGUGCUGCGAGCCGUCAGGCAUAUCCCCGCUGGUCGUCCACUUACGUACAACUACGGGAGUUUUUACUGCACGGAAGACGAAGACACGAGAAGAGCAGGUCUUCUCAAGCAGUACAGCUUUACCUGCUGCUGCGAGGCCUGUGAGAACGGCUGGUAUGCCUUAUUUCAUCUUUCCUCAGACCUUGUGAUCAGUUGCCCGAAAUGUUCCACAGCGCCAUCAGAGUCGUGUCGUUCCUGUGAAUGUACAACUGUCAAGAAACGAAUAGAACAGAUUGUGAACAGUUUUGAUGUGAUGUAUCUUCAAAUCUUACACAAGGACGUAUCCUCUAAUGACGUGAACAUGUUGAUAGACGUGAUUAAGCUCAUGGAAAAGUGGGUACAAUUGCCAUGCAGAGAUUAUUUCGAUGCUCAGGAGUUACUGAAAUUCUAUUUCGACACAAGAGGCUCACAUGUAUAUGUAUAAUGGGAGGAUUUUUCACGA